UUUGGAGUGGAAGUCGAAACCUUGCAUCAAAAUCGACACAGCAAACUACAGGUUUUGUUUGAUGUUUUCUCGGAAUACACUGGUGAUGAGUAAGUAACAGCAUAGAACAGGAAUGUUUUAUUAACUUUAACCCCAAACCUCUCGCUAGAAAAUCGCUGAGAGUCUUUUAUUUUGAUUGGAAACCAUAAUUUCUAAGCAGUUGAAGAGUUCAACACGAUGUCAUUCGACGCACACAAGAUGAUAGAGAACUCAUCUGUUGCGUUCCUCUUCGCGGAGGACGCCAAUUAUGAGGAGAUCUUUGCCCUUCCGCAAACCUUUCGCCUCGAAGAGGAGGGAGCCUUCUUCUCCCGGUCCGCUAUGGAAAAGGCCAUGAACUGGGAACCGGGCGGUGCGGACUUUCCCGCCCUCAUCGAGAAGGUGCGAGCCGCCGCCGGCGUCACCGCUGGGGUGCAGCCGAAACAAGCCGUGGGCGACCCGGCGCCGCCAGCUUUCCGGAUGGGUAGUGGCACUUCGCUGACCGUCGUCGCCCCAGGGUUCAAGUACUUGUCGAAACAUAAGUUUGUGGAUGCCGUGGCGAACUCCGUUGGACUCGACGAGGACCCUCCCUGCAGCAUGUCAACAUCCGGGAAUGAUGCCAAGCCACACGAAUCUGCUUCUUCCGGAACCGCGGUGCAGGGCCAAGAUGAAACUUCCCGAAACGACGGCGAGUUAUCCGACGACGGGUUAUCCGACGAGUCGAGCGAGUCUGGUCCCGACGACAGCGAGUUAUCCGACGACGGGUUAUCCGACGACGGCGAGUUAUCCGACGAGUCUGUUCCCGACAGCGAGUUAUCCGACGACGGCAGCCUCCAGUUGGAACUGCACCGUAUUGACAAGCUGAUCGAGUUCGACAAGUUCUUGCUGCAGAACAAACCGUUCUUCGACAGCCUGUAUGAGAAGCUGCACAAGAAAAAAGACAUCUUGGACCGAGCAUUCCGUUGGCUGCGGCGCGUCUCCGACGGCUUCGAAGUCCUGUUGAGCCACGCCUACGGGGACCUCGGCGACGACGACGAGACGCUGCACGGAGCACCCGACUCGAUGCACGCAAUGGCUUAUCAUAGAUUAUUGUGUCGAAGAAUCGAGAGCUGGAACCCGAGUUUCGAGGUGAAGUACCGCUUGAAAAACGUCGGUGGUGAAGUGCUGCUGCGCGACCAAAUACGGGUGCAGAUAAAUGAUGCGGAUUUCAAAUUUACGGAUGAAAGCUAUCGCCAGUACAUGGAAAAUCACGAAGCUGGUAAGAACUCGUUUCGUUGAAAAAGAGGCGCGCACAGUCGUGAGAUUUCUUGCUUUUGGGGCUAGAUAAUCUGUACUAUUCAGUUUUAUUCACAUUGUAAAUAAUUCAAUGAACGAUUUCUAUACAACAGGUGACCUUCUAGAAACUCUCGAUAGCCGCGGAGAAAUUUCUGAUGAUUCUCCAGAGGAGGAAUUGUGCAGCGCGCUGUCGCGCAAGUGUAAUGCGAUGGCGCAAGCGGAGGUGGCUGCAGUAUCGGAGAAGUUGCAGCAGCACUUCGGAUUUCUACCUGCAGGAUCGCUUGACAUUGAAAUGAAGGACAAGUGUACUGAUUUUGAGUUGUCGUACAAGUCCUGGUUUCGGGAUCCGCGAAUCAGGUUCACUACCCCAUCUUUUUCACCCAGCACUGCACUUGACCUAGAUCCGGUCGCUGGAACGCUGGUUGGCUGCGAAUGGCGAUUUCGGGCGGCCGCGCGCGAAUCCGCGUUUCCAACGCUGGUACCAUCUUGCUGCAUGCCGCGAAGCGAUGACAAGGUGGUGCGCGUUCCGAUACUAGCCAGAGUCGAGUGUUGUUCGAACACGACCCAACGAGACGAAGAGGCAGGUGGGUUGGACGUCAUGAAGAUCGGCAUCGAGCGGCGUUCCAGAGUUUUGUCGCCACCGGCAUCUCCCCGAGGCAGUGAGGAAGAAGAAUCCGCCGGCAGCCAUCAAGACUUUCUGGAAACCGAGCAGGAUCUUCAAGAAGCAUCGGCAAGUCGGGAAUUACAAGCGCACAAGAAAACCGAAACGGUAGUGCAAGAGUUUGAAAUCGUUAGGAUUUCGUAUCCGCGACACCGAACUGCAGAUGAAGAAAAGACAGAUUGUGGCGAGGAGCAAGGUGUAGUGCAGUACGCCCACAAAGAAUUUGAAUUCCUGCCGGAUUCGGAGCCAAGCGCCACCGAUUUCGCGGACCACCUGCGCGUGGUUGUUCGGAUUAUCAAGGAAAGUCGGACGGAGGCGUCGCAGGAGUUGCUUCGGAUUCUGCCGCGGAUCAAGCAAGCCUUUCCCAGCUACUCGACCCUUUGCAACGACGAGGACUACACGAAGUGGCACUCGCACAAGCUGACGUUUUGGGUGGACGGAAUGUACGAGGACGAUGUGCCGGAAAAAAAGAACAAGAAGUUGUGCGCCAGCGGAAGAUAUCAAAUGUAAAAAUGUCUGGGUCUGGAAGAGUGCCAGACUUGUCAUGCAGAUUUUACAUGACAUAUGACGUCUGUAAUGCGCCAUAACUUGGCAUCACAGAUUUUUAGCGGGCUUUCUGAUGCCUAUCCCGCAUGAGAAGUACCCUCUCCAUGUAGCACAAACUGGACCCCUCUUGCUGGUCAUGCAAUACAGAUUUUUUUUAGAAUGCAGAAACAGCAUCACAAGUUGCAAUCUUCCAGACCCAGACACUUUUGCAUUUGAUAGAAGAUGGGGUAGUGACGACCCCGUGGGAACCACAGCCUCUGCUGCAUGCGCGAGAGGCUCGACUGAGGAGGAGCAGGAAGAACAAGAAGUAUCGAUCGACGCAGCGUCUGAGCCCUCGCCUGUGCACCGAGUUCUCCGCUCUCAUGAUUCGUGGUUCGAUGUGGUGCGUUCUGUUGAAAAGCAUCGACGCACGAAUGGCAUCUCGCAGAACAAGCCGCUCGACAUCACGGUUGCAGUUCGAAUCGAAGCCACUGCAUCUGCUUCAAAAGAAGACUCGGAGGACGCCGAGGAAGAGAGCUCCGAGGACGAAGAAGGAGGAAUGGAAGACGAGAACCCCGCCGGUGAGGAAUAAAUCAGGUACCGAGGUAGAUCUGAGAAACGGAAAUACGAAAGAUAGAGAUUUAUUAUCGCAGGAGCCCGUCCUGCUCAAGGAAUACUGUAAUGACCUAGAAGAAGAUUACGGAAGACAAUCGCGGCCUUUUUGCUGAGAAUGAAAUCGAUGUUGACCAUGACAUCAAUCACGCCUCCCCGGUGUAUAGAAAAUGCUCUGGACCACCUGCGGUGUGUAAUGUUGUGCACUUAAAACUUGAUGUGGAUCAAUGGCGUUAUCGUUGCUCGCAGCGCUUUUGUUCCUGGUUCACUCAGUUUGGAUUUGGUCCUCAGCACCAAGAAGCCGGAAGCUAAAAAGCUUUGUUUGAUUGUGUCGUCCUCCGCAGCCUCACACAAGAUGGAUCGAUUUUCCUUGUAUACUCAGGCAGGAUUUCGAUUUUGUCGAUUUCGC
This is a messenger RNA of Amoebophrya sp. A120, 3497 nucleotides long. The record is from the annotation of a GenBank genome assembly. NCBI's taxonomy places the organism in Eukaryota, Dinophyceae, Syndiniales, Amoebophryaceae.